Molecule: messenger RNA, 11793 nt
Organism: Archocentrus centrarchus (flier cichlid)
Lineage: Eukaryota; Metazoa; Chordata; Actinopteri; Cichliformes; Cichlidae
Gene: arhgef17
Product: Rho guanine nucleotide exchange factor (GEF) 17
Exons: 24
Coding region: 1-8229 (2742 amino acids)
Biological process (GO): actin cytoskeleton organization
Molecular function (GO): protein binding; guanyl-nucleotide exchange factor activity
Source: RefSeq, a predicted model, not a curated record
AUGGCAGAAAGCGAGGAGAAGAAUGCGGCUGUGUAUCGCAGCGUCUCUUUCAAAAAGUUGGGGUCCUGGGGCGCCAACAGGAGUGAAGACCAGCCACACAAAUCAGGGGAUUUGGAGGCAGUCGGUGUCGCCCUUCCCCCGGAGCCCAGCAAAGCAGAACAGCCCUUGACGACAACGCGUAAUGUCAGUGUGUCAAGAAAAGUUUCCAAAAUCUCUGCCACCACCGCCAGCCUCCUAACCGCAGAUCCAAAGAGAGGCUCUCCCAUUCUUCUCUCCUCCAUUUCUCCAUCCAUCCGCGAGCUUACUGAGAAGUUCAGCAGCAGUAGGAGUAGCAGCGGCUCCGCCAGGACGCACAGAGUUUCACCGGGAGACGGUGCAGCGUGGACGCGGGGGAGCAGCACUUUUCCCCGGGCCCGAGGCUCCAGGAGAGACGGGAAUCCACCUGGCGAAACUUUUCACGAGGACAGCAGCGGCUGUGGUGGUGGAUAUUUCCAGGAUAGUGAUACCGCAACAGCAGAGCCGCUUUCAGACAGCAAAGUGCUAAAGUUUCACUCGGGCACUGACUCUGUGUCAGGCUCGGACUCGGAGAGAAAAAGCGACAAGCGGACUUCUACGAGUUUAUCAACCGACAGCAGCGGCAGCUCGGGUAAGAGAGAUUAUUCACAGAUCAAUGCACGUCCCCCUGAUCUCAGAAAGACUUUGACUCCAGAUGAGGAAGAGGAUAUUAGCGGCAGAGGGGUGCCUCCACCCUCCAAAUCCCACAGAAGUUAUCUCUCCACACACUACAGUGACUUUUUCUCCCUGCACUCUGAUAAGUGGCCCAGUGUUACCAAAAUUAGACGGCUGUUUGAUGAGAGACAAAGCAAACCUUUGCAGCAGCACAAGACGCUUGAUGCUUAUGAGAAUUUAAAAGCAGCUGGCAGAGACCAUCUACAGGAGCUUACCUUUAGUGACAGUGCUCUUCGCUCUGACAGAAACAAACUGUCACCUUGCAGUUCAGCUAAUGAAACCAUUAACCUGCCUUUGCAUGACAAAUCCCUAGUUGGAGAACAGAACAGAGGAAGCGGCACUGCUGAAGAGACUUUUACAUAUUGUUUGGACUUUUGCUCCAAAGCUGACCACCAUCGUCACUCAAAUGAUGAGGAGGCAGACAUAGAGACACGCAGUCAGAAUAAACAAGUGUCUGGCAGAAAUACUUUUCAAAGCAGCGGCGGUAGCAGUUGCAGUCACUCUGGGGGUAGUCGCUACCACAGGAUUAAAUCACCUUCAUACAGAUCUCCUAGUCCCAACACUGAGGCAGAGGCUCAGGCCCCCGGAUCGACAGGAUUGACAUCUGACCCUAACCCUGACCUUCAACCCUUUGCUGCUUCGUCUUGGAGUCGAUCGGAGAGCUCAGACACCACCUCCUGCUCCUCCUCUCUUCACCAGCCGACAGCUAGGGAGAGAAGGGAUAGACAGGGGGUCGGGCUGCCCAGGGAUAGUUUACAUUCCUCACAUAGCUCCUCUAGAGCUCCAGCCCCCUCCACCUCCUCCCUCUCCUCUGCUCCAGCUCCAGAUAAAGCCAUUACCUCCUCCUCCGCUGUUGCCCCUUCCACUGAGUUAAUACACCCAGGGAAAGUUGUUUCUCCCCUCAGCUCCCGCUGGAGGUUUAGCUCUGGAGACGAAGAAGAGGAGCAAACUAGGAGAAAAAGAGAAGGCAGUUGGAGUGGUUCCUAUAACCCUUCUCCUUCUGUGUCCUACAGAGGAGGAGAGAGGGGUGCCACAGAGCGAGGAGGCAGCUAUUUAUCCCGCUGUAAAAAUGGCUGGUGGGGCGCUAAGGCCAUUGGCAGGUCUUCAGGCAGUGAGGAGGAUAGUCCUGGUUCUUUAGGCCCCCACUAUCGAGAGGCAGUCCGCCGGCGCUCGCUGAGAAAGAAGAAAAAAGUCAGUGGGGCUGCUCUAAUAACAGGCCGUGAUGAUUACGAUGAUCAUGAUGGCGAAUCAGAAGACAGCGACAGUGACACGGCCUUGACAAUGGAGCACCUAGAGAGGCCGCACCAGCAAAACACGGGAGGAGAAUUUGGGGGGACAGUAGCCCGGAGCCAGUCAACACGAGAACCUAGCAGUCACAGAGCCAGGGUGCAGCAAUGGGAGCGCAUCACCUCACCUGUGACAUCAGUGAUGCUCCCUGGUGUAUCAAGGGUGUCAAAGGUCAGCAUACCCCCAUUUCUCUCCAGCCCUGGCGAUUCACAUUGCAGCAGCCGAUACUCGAGCACUGAGACGCUGAAAGAGGAGGACCUAGCUAGCUGUGCCAACCGUGCAGCUAAUGUGUUAUAUAAUACAAGGGGCGCAGGAGGUAGCACUAGGAGAGCAGCAUCCUCUUCCAUGUUGAGUAAAACUUAUCAUGGGAAUUUUACCAUGUACCGGUCGCCAAGCUUCGGCCAUGGGGACAACUUCUCCCGUGCUCCUGUACGUGUGCGCCCCAAGAUUGUGCCAACUGUAACACCGUUGCCUGGUGUACUUGCCAGAGAAGGUGGGGUCUCUUCAGAGGAUAGAGGUGGUGAGACCAUGGGAUUAAGGAAAAUGACAGCAGGGGUUAGGGUGAAUGAUAAGGAUAAACACCAGAUAUCCAUAUCCAACCCUGAUAUCACCUCAGAAACUAUGACACUUUUAAGCUUUCUGAAAUCUGACCUGCCAGGGCUGAGGGUGCGUAAAUCAAGUGGAGGGGAUAGAUCUGGGGUUGUGGAGGGGUCAUCAGUGAACAAGAUGAGUUCAGGGACUCAUGGUGGGACCCUUCUCUCUUCCAGUCACCGUCCAUCGCUUAAAGACCUGACCGCCACUUUGCGACGUGCGAAAUCCUUCACUUAUUCAGAUAAACCUACAGCAGUCACGAGAUGUUACAUGACAAGUGGCACCACAAAGAGGAGCUCCUCUGAGCAGCGGCUUGACUCGGAUGGAGAGAGUGGUGGAGGGAGGGUGGUGCUGUCAGACAGGGAAGUAGAAAGUGAUGGGGGGGAUUUUAGGGUUGGGAGAGGACGCAGAAUGAGGGAUUAUGGAUUUGAAAAUGACUAUGACGAUGAUGAAGAGAUGCCAGUGCAGGAUAGGUAUGUGCAGGAAGCCAGACAGGUCAUUAGAGAUAUAUGCCAGAUGAGUACGAGGGAAGAUGAUGAUGAUGAUGUAGACGUAAGGGGAAGUGGCAGUAUUUCUGGGGCUGAAUGUUUACAGUUUAAGAAAACAAAUGAGGAGAAGGAGAAAGCCAGUGAGGACAGAAAGGAUGAGGCAAGGACAGAUCAAGAGGCUGAGUUUGAGAACACAAAAGACAGGUUUAAGCAUAUGAGGGAGAGUGAGAACAGGGAGAGGGAGAGGAGUGAGAGGGAUGGUAUGCAGAUGGAAAAGCUAAACAGCAGGGGCACAGAGUACUGGGAGAAGUCAAAGAGACAGAGCAGAGAGCUGGAGAGAGCCUUACUGAAAGGUGACUCUGAUGAAAACAUGUUCUACGACCGCUCUGUGGAUGAACUUUCAGGCCCUGAGUCGAGUUUAACAGAUGAAGGGAUUGUGACAGAGCCAGAAACAGGCCCCGGUGACCUCUCAGAGAAGUCAUACUUGGGCUCAGCAGGGGCUGAUUUAGGGUCAAGAACAGCCAGGGAUGUGCUAGGGCAGCCGGCAGCCGUGUGGAAGCUGUCGGCUCCCCUUGAGGUGGAUGGCUUCAAGCAGGAGGGAGAAAAGACAACAGAGAUCAGCUUGAGUUGUACAAAUCGUCUGAAUGAAGUGAGUGCACCUCGCUCUGUGUCUCUUCCUCCCCAUAGGGCUGAGAAUGACAACCUUAUCAUGGAACAGAGCACUACUGCUGGCAUCAUCGAUGUCAGUGAGGGGAUCAGUGCUGUGCCGCAGGGGUCAGCAGCCACCACAGGAGCAGGGGGAGGAUCUGAAACCCCCGCAACCCCGAAUGCUAUCCGUCGAAGGCGCAAAUUCUCCCCCUCUGGUAAUACAGGCUCUGAUUCUAGUAAUGGCAGUAAUGCAGAGUCAACAACAGCAGCUGUGGGAAAUGGGGAGUCUACAGUUUACCGCUCUCUCAGUGAUCCCAUGCCUCAGCGGCGCUGUUCUGUAGCAGAAGAGGGGAACAACAAAUUUUCUUCUGUAGACAGUAACCUGUUAGGAUCCCUGUCUGUCAAAGGAGGAGUGGGAGGUGCUCCAGAAGCCUCUGCUGUGAGCACGCUGUCAGAAUAUAAGGGCAGCGUAGCCAGUGACUUGUCAGUGUGCAGUGAUGGCGGGCUCCGUGAUGAUGGCAUUCGGGACUACAGCGGGGUCAUCAGGAACAUUGUAGCUGAGCCAGGUGCAAUGGACAGACUGAUGGCAGAUGAGCAUAACAAUGGCAAAGCCCCCAAGAAGAAGUCAUUCAGUGACCCCAGCCGUCGUAGUGAUACCCUUUUUACUUCUCAAAAUGACCCUCAGUUCAAAGGUCAGACUGGCAGCACUCAACCAAUCAGUGAGCUGGAGCACCCUAGCCUGAUUCCACCUUCCAGCAGCGAGCCAAUCUUGAGCGAGCAGAGAGAGGAACUGUGGGAACCUGAAGCUAAGCCUAAACACACACAGCUGCAUCAGCAGGCAAAUGGCAGUAAUAAAGUCACAAAGGCUCGCUCCCUGUCAGAGAGCGCCCCUCCCUCUGAAUAUCAUGAUGAUGACGAUGGUGAUCUUAUAGACCAAGGUGGAGAGGAGGAGGUACAGAAGUUUAACUUUGACCUUAAGCUAGCUGGAGUUCUGUCUCCCAGAAUGAGUCGUCGGCCCGCCAGAAAGCGUCCAAACAGGUUGACGUUUUUUGCCCCCGAGGAUCCAUUUGAGCCCCCGGAACUGGAUUCAGAGGGACACGAGGAUCACAGUGACCAAAACAAGCUCAUGGCUCCUCUUUCCCCUCUGCCACUGCAAUCCAAAUCCCAAACCAUACCCAUGCAUGUUCGCCAUACCAGUGAACCCACCACCUUCAUCCCAAUCUCCCCACCCCCACAGCUCAAGCCCCUCAAGGAGGCAGACUUAGCCAUCCGAUCCACUACAGAACCCGCACCUGGAAGUAGGCCUCCGGGAGACGAGGCCCCAUCUUUGGAGGAUGUGACACAGAAAUAUAUCCUUGAUCUGAGCACUUCUGAAAGGGACCCUGAGGGCCCAGGAAAUCUUCCGGUACACGGUUCAGUGUCAGCUUCAGAAGGACUCAGCGAGACCAGCCCCAGUGGAGUGACAGAAGCUGGACCACAGAAGAAGGGCAUUGAGGACACUGCAUCUGUGCCCACCCCACAGAGAACCAAGCCCAAAGUGGAUAUGAGAAAGCAUGUCAUGAUGACCCUCCUAGAUACAGAGCAGUCAUAUGUGGAGUCACUGCGCACUCUCAUUCAGGGCUACAUGCGUCCUCUCAAACAGCCGGACAGUGGCUCUAUUGUGGACCCGCUGCUGGUGGAUGAGAUGUUCUACCAGAUCCCGGAGAUCCUGGAGCACCACGAACAGUUCUUGGAGCAGGUCGCUAGCUGUGUGAAUCAGUGGCAUGACAGGCAAACAGUUGGACACCUCCUCAUCCAGUCGUUCUCCAAAGAGGCACUAGCUAAUAUGUAUUCAGCAUACAUUGAUAACUUCCUCAAUGCCAAAGAUGCUGUGAGGAUUGCCAAGGAGGCCAAGCCAGCAUUUCACAAGUUUCUGGAGCAAAAUAUGCGUGAGAACAAGGAGAAGCAGGCUCUGGGUGAUCUGAUGAUUAAGCCGGUGCAGAGGAUUCCUCGAUACGAGCUGCUGGUUAAGGAUUUGCUCAAGCACACUCCAGAGGAUCACCCGGACCACCCAUACUUACUGGACGCUCAGAGGGACAUUAAACGGCUGGCAGAGAAGAUCAAUAAAGGAAGACGCUCUGCUGAAGAGGCAGAGAGGGAAGCCAGGGUCAUCCAGGAGAUUGAGGCACACAUAGAAGGAGUCGAACAUAUUCUGAAUCCCCAGAGGAAGUUCUUGAGACAAGAAAUAGUCAUGGAGGCGAAGACAGUGGGUGGAAAAAAAGAUCGCUCCCUCUUCCUCUUCAGUGAUCUGAUCAUCUGCACCACUCUCAAGAGGAAGUCUGGCUCAUUAAGACGCAGCUCCAUGAGCCUAUACUCUGCUGCAAGUGUGAUUGAUACUUCGAGUAAAUACAAGUUCCUGUGGAAGCUUCCUCUUGAGGAUGUGGAGGUGGUGAAAAGCUCCGCUCAGGCGACGAAUAAGGACAGCAUCCAGAAGAUGAUUGGCCGGUUAGAUGAGGAUCUCAGCACACUGGGGCAGAUCAGCAAACUGGCUGAGACCCUCAGCCUCCCUCACCAGCCCCUAGACGAGGUAAUAAAGGAUCUGAUGGCAUCGGUGCACAGGGAGCUUUCAGACAAACAGUCUUUGGCCUUCAGUAUGACCUUCCUGCCCACAAAGCUGGAGUUGACCACAGCCUCCGCAGAGAACAGCUUCGUUUUCGAGUUUGCUACACCUGACGCUCGCUCCAUCUUCGAGCAGGCCUUUGAGGAGGCCAAGAAGAAAUUAGCUAUGACUAAGGACCAGUGGGACCCAGAGUUCCUGAAGGCCAUUCCUAUUAUGAAGACUCGCAGUGGAAUGCAGUUUUCAUGUGCCUCUCCCAGCCACAGCUGUCCAGACAGCGGCUGUGAAGUGUGGGUGUGUAAUAGUGAUGGAUACGUGGGACAGGUUUGUCUGUUGAACAUCAAAGAUGAGCCCACAGUGGAGGCGUGUAUCGCUGUCUGCUCAGCGAGGAUUAUCUGUAUUGCUGCAGUGCCAGGACUUAAGGGAAGGGAGCGUGGAUCAGAGCCUGCCCUUGCCCCUACCUCCGCAGCACCUGGUCACACCCAGCAGCAACUCCACAUAUCCAUUUCUCAUUCCACUCUAGAGUUGACCGAGCAACCCACAGGACCGGGGGCGGAGCUUGUUCCAUUUGACAGCGACGAUACAGACGACGAAGAUUCCCCCAGUCCCUCUUCAACUCUACAGAGUCAGGCCAGUCACUCCACCAUAUCAUCCAGCUAUGGCAAUGAUGAGGGUCCAGGCUCCAAGGACAUGGCUACAGAGACCACCAGCAGUGAGGAGGAACAGGAGUUCCCGGUGACAAGCUCAUAUGGUGCUCAAGGGAUGUUGGGUGUCGGUGGCGUAAGCCGUGUUCACGCAGAGAGUCCAAUGGAUGGUCGCGCCAUGCGGCGAUCCUCUCGGGGAUCUUUCACCCGGGCGAGUCUGGAGGAUCUUCUCAGUAUUGACCCAGAGGCUUACCAGAGCUCUGUGUGGCUAGGCACGGAGGAUGGAUGCAUCCAUGUGUACCAGUCCUCAGACAACAUCCGCAACCGUAAAAACAGCAUGAAGAUGCAACACUCAGCGUCCAUCCUCUGCAUACUGUAUUUGGACAACAAAGUGUUUGUGUCCUUAGCAAAUGGAGAGGUGAUUGUUUAUCAGAGAGAAGCAGGUAGUUUCUGGGACCCUCAGUCUUCUCAGACGUUAGUUCUGGGUACACCUACUAGCCCUGUCACCAAAAUGGUUCCAGUAGGAGGGAAGCUGUGGUGUGGGUCACAGAACAGAGUCCUUAUCAUCAACACAACCACACUUGUACAAGAGCACUGGUUCCAGGUGGGCACUGACAGCAGUCGGUGCGUGACAUGCAUGGUGGCGUACGGUCAGGGUGUGUGGUUGGCGUUGCAGGGCAGUGCGCAGGUCAAACUAUACCACGCUCAAACGUGGGAGAGCCUGACAGAGGUCGAUGUGGCACCAGCUGUGCACAAGAUGCUUGCAGGUGCAGAUGCGAUCAUCAGACAGCACAAGGCUGCCUGUCUGCGAAUCACAGCCCUGCUAGCAUGUAAGGAUCUGCUGUGGAUCGGCACAAGUGCAGGGGUGGUUCUUACGCUGGUGAUCCCAGCGGUGAGCUCAGGAACUGGGGCUGGGACUCUGAAAUCUCCCCUGGCACCAAUGGGCUCAGCUCAUGGACACACGGGCCACGUUCGGUUCCUGACAUCAGUCGAACUACCAGAAGGAUUUGACAUGAACUUCCCUCCUGACUCCACAGGCAAUCAGUCCCAGAGCAGCAGCACAGUUGACGGGAGCCUCCAGAGGCGUGACUCCACGCUCCGCCGAGCUUCUGCCCACAUACCUCCAAAAACCAACUAUCUAGUCAUUUCCGGUGGUGAUGGCUAUGAGGACUUCAGACUGACUAAUAGCAGUGAAACAGUUGGACGGGAUGACAGUACCAACCACCUGCUGCUUUGGAGGGUUUGAGACAAUCGAACUCUUAGUCUUACCGACCUGACCCAUCCUCCCUCUAAGCUGAAAUCGGCGCACAAGCUCCUCGUCCUUUAACCCCAUCCGACUCCUCACUUUUUUGGUGUUGCUCUUGCAUUCUUCUGCUCGGUCCACUGGUCUCUAUGUGCGUAAUAUGGCCGUCAACUCCCCUUGGACUUCCUAAUGAAUAUGAUCACUUCAAGCUGAGUUUUCUCGUGUUAAUGUUUCCGAUGGUGUGCAUGUCUGUGUGUGCGUUUUCGGUUUGUGGCAUCCGCCGAGUAUUGUCAAGAAAAAAUAAAAAAAAAGGUGUCUUUAGAUUUAAGUUUUGACUGAAACAGGAGGCGAACUUCAGUUUUACAGAUGGACAUAUGUUCAAACUGAGAAAAGGCAACACAGAGAAGUGGACUUGGAUUCUGCAGAGUCUCUGCACAGGAGGCAGAAAGCAGCCAUUUAAGAAAAACUGGCAUGAGUGAGAUGAAGCAUGUACUUGUCCUUUUGAAAUUGUUUUUUUUUUUUGCUUCAUCUUAACUUGAGCUUCAUGCAAAAAGCCUAUUGAUGAUCCAAGGUAAAUGUCAUUACAAAAUAUAUAAAUAUCUAUAAAUGGUUUAAAAAAAAAGUGAAACAUACAAACACAGACUAUAGUUUGAUGGAUAUUUGGAAUUAUGAAUUUGUGCUUAUUUUUUCAGCUAGAUUUUUAGAUAGUGGAGAGUUUUAAAUGUCUGGUCUUAUAAAUAAGUGAAGGACAAAUGUCAGUUCCACUGCCAUCGAUAAUAGAUGUGACUGCUAACAUCAUCAUCCCUCCUGUUGGGGGUAAGAGCAUCAUUUAAGUGCAAUAUGUGGCAGCAGAGAUAUCUAACAAGACUGAACACGUAUGCUCCCAUACAUUCCUGCACGGCCUUCACUCACCGAGUCAAGAGAUUUGUGAAAAGCACGUGUGUUUUCUGCAGAAAAUCACCAUUUUAUAAUUUUUUUUACACAUUGAAUUUUUGUUUAAGAUGACUGCAAUGUAGAUGAAGCAGUGUCCCACUACUGGUAGAGGCGAAAAAAGUGGAUUGAAAACAUUCCUCUUAACAGGACUAUGCCAAAGCCUUUUAUGUGUUGACACUAAGAUUAUUUUUGCCAUGAAAUUUUCAGUUUGUCGAGUGUACUGUCACGAGGGACAGGGGAUCUUUAAAGACGACGAUAGGCUGUGGUAGCAGAUGAAGAUAGUUAUGUACAGUAUUUAUGGUUUUGAUUUUAGCGCCGCCUUUUACAGCACUUAAUUUAUAGAAGAUGUAGCUUCCACUUUUUCCUUUUGGGUUGAGGCUCGAUUACCAGAACUGAUUACCAGAAAACAGACCCGCACACGAGGGUUGAACGGAUACAGUCCAGUCGUGGUUCGGUACGAUACACAAUACGGGGUUCUUGCACUGUUUUGCAUAAUUUCCCUUCGUGCCGUAUCUCAAAGCAGCUUUUAAACAGGCAAAAAAAACACAGCUACUGUACUGUGUGAUUGUAUGAAAAGUUGUUUCCGCAGGCUAAGAAAAAAAUUUUGGUUUAACAAUUUGAAAUUUCGAGUUGAAUAUCUCAAAAUUUCAACUUACUCAGAAAUAACUUGAAAUUUCAAAAUAAUCAGUAAGUCAGAAUUUUGAGAUAAUAACCCAAAAUUUUGACUUGGCAAUUUUUUUUUAAUUCAGUGGUGGGAACAAGCUUACCAACAGCUAGAAGUUACCUAAUAUGUUUACUAUAUUCCAGCUCCACUCUGUGUAUUGUUGCACUUACUUUCAUUACAGGACAUGUAGCACUAAGAUGCAUGGUUACACCCUUAAUGUGCACCACUUGCACAAACUCACACAAACAGAUAGCAGUAGCUGCUGGACAACAAGAUGCUUGUAAUGAGAGGAGGACAGGGACAGAUGCCGAGCAACUGCACGUGCCUUCAGAAGGCUAAAGGUUAAGCCAUUUCACUCACACACGCACGGUGACGGUGAAAAGUCAGCUCUCCCUCGUCUUAAAGCAGAUGUCUGUGGAAGCAAAGCAUGACUCCAGCCUGUCCAUGCACACACACACACACACACACAAACACACACCAGCCAGGCUUUGGGGUUAAUCUGUGAUUGUCUUUGAUCCCUCCAAGCCUAGCAAACCGCAUUGUACCUUACCAGCCAUCUGGGCACUUCACCUCAGCUUUUCCACAUCCCCACAUGAGGAUCCACUGUGAGAGGAUUAGCUGGCAUUUGUGAUAGCUGCUAACUAGCGCCUCUGUGAGUUAUUGGUUAUUAAAAAAAGAAAAAAAGUGCUACUUAAGUGCUCUGUUAUUCAGUUGGGAAAAAAAGGGGUGGGGGGGCUCUUUGUGGUUCUUCUGUUGAAGAAAAAUUCCUGUAACCUGUUAGCAAAAAAAAAUUAGACUAGCUCAACAUUUUGGGAAGUAUACUGAUUUGGUUUCUUGUUGAGAGUUAGCUAUGAAGCUUUGUAUAAAUCUCAUGUCUGUAUGGGACAAAUGAACAGUACCUGGCUUUUUGAAUUUAGGUGAGGCAAAAGCUAUCUUAAAAAAAAAGAAAUUACCAGUGUUUCUGAAGGAAGCUGAUACCAUACAAAGUGUAUAAAACCACAUUGUGGUUUCAUGGGGGUUUAUGCGCCGUCAGUUUCUAUAAAUUUUUGCCAUCUGUAGUACAAAAUUUCCAGUUGGGUAUCUUGAAAUUUCAAGUUACUCAGACGUAAGCGGACAUUUUGAGAUACACAUAACAUGAAAUUUUGAUGCAAUAAAUAAAAUUUUGACUUAGCGCUACCUAGCAAUUUAAAAAAAAAUUUUUUUUCCAGUGACAGAAACAAGCUUCCAUAGAAAAGAGUUUGGUCACAGUCAGUGAGUUUGGAUUUAGCUGAUUCAUCAACUUAGGUUUUCUUUCGCCUUAACAAUAUCCUUUUACACUGCCUCAGUAUUCACACGUAUUCAAUAACUGAAUAAUCACUAUUUCAGCAGGAGCAUUUUAACCCAAUGAAAAUUAAACUGAACUGCUUCACUCUUUUUUUUUUUUUUAAACCACACCCUUUCAUAACAUCUUAAAUAUGAAGUAAAAAAUUAUCUAAAUCCCACCAUCACUGUAAUUGUCAGCAACUUGUACGUAAUCUCUUCAUGCCUAUUUGUGAACCGAGUCUUUAUUGUUGUAAAUAUUGGUACAUACUGCCUUUUUUUUUUCUGUAAAUAGUGCACCCAUUGGUCCUCAAUUGUUGAUAUGAAUCUAAUGGCAUAUUUUUAUAUAUUUGUGUAAGGUUUGUUUUUCCUGUUUGUAUUUUUCUCCCCUCUGGCAUGCGCUGUCAGUCACGUUUAAAUUAUAACUGUCAUAGAGCUUAUAAAAAGAAGGCAAGAUGGCCUCUGACAGAUAUUCAUGUUUUCACUCCAAAACAUGCUGUUUGCCUUGUUACAGACAUGGCCAGGAAGGUAAAAAAUAAAAAAAUACUAAAAAAUAAGAAGCUGCAGUUUUGCACCGCCACUUGGUCAUGACUCUGUUGGACAUCUUGCAGCUGUGAUAAAGAGAGUCUAUCAGAGUUGCUUCUUGUACGUAGCUGUCUUUGUUUUGUCAC